UUUUCGUAUUUAAAUUUUUUUGUAACGAUAUUUUUUAUUUUUUUAAUCAUAUUUGUGUUAAUUUUUUUAAUUAUUACUAAUAAAUACAUAAAUAUAAUUAAAUUUGAAAUUUGUUGCGAUAUUUUGUAUUUGAUAAUCAUUUUGUAUGUUUCAUAAAAUAACCCGUAGAUAAUCUUAAUAGUAAAAACAUCAAAUUGUUGUCAUAUAUAAUAACUUUAGUUAACCUUCACCUUUCCAUUAAGGCAUUAACAUUAAACUGUCGCCAUAUUUAAACAACUUCUUAAUGUAUAUAUAUAUUUUAUCUUUAUUUCAAAUCAUAACUGUUGCUAUAUAUGAUAACUUACAGAGAAGUGGAUUCCACCUUUUGUGGAAAUAAGGUCGAUGAUAGUAUUAAAAAGCAGUAAGAAAUGUAAUGAAAUAUAUAUUGAUUGAAGUACUCUAGCGGGUAUAUUCAAACAAUGCAGUUAUCAAUAGGUCUAUGAUAGUGUUAUAUCUUUUAUAUGCAGUCAUAAAAUAAUUAGUUGGACUACACCUAUAUCAAUAGGUCAUGUUCCUGUUUUAAUAGAAUAGAUUCUUUUUGAAGCAUUCUCCUCGCGCCGGUGACGGAACCCUAAGAAGCAGUGCGAAGCAGCGACCAAAUCAAGAAGGAAGCGGAUGUCCAACGGUACAGAACAGGUGAAUCCAUCGCCAGAUAACUCGGCGCAUCAAUCGGAAUCGAAGUCGAGGAAGCGUUCGGCGCCGUUAGACAACUGGUUGCCUGAUGGUUGGAGAGUUGAAGAUAAGGUUCGAACCUCCGGUGCUAAAGCUGGUUCGGUUGAUAAGUACUAUUACGAACCGGUCACAGGGCGUAGGUUUCGGUCCAGGACCGAAGUGCUGUACUACUUGGAACAUGGAACCUCUAAGAAAGGAAGCAAGAAAGCAGAUUUCAAUCCUGACCAUUUGGAAGGCCAGGGAAGAAAUAAAUCUAGCAGAAAAGCUAAAGAGCAGCCGCCACGGCCAUUGAACUUUGAUUUUGAGAAUGCACCGGAGAAGUUAAGCUGGUCUAUGGCGAACUCAGGGGAUGAAGCUUGGUCACCUUUUCUUGGGGAAGACAAGGUUCAAGAUUCAGUGAGAAGAGAUUGGUGCGCUGCCUUUACUGUUGUAACGACCAAAAACCCAAGUAAACUUUCGUUGUAGAGAGGAUAAUGUCUCGGUGGUGAUUUUUAGAUUGUUUCAUGAUUUGUAGCUUUGACGGAGAUGGUAGAGCUAUUUAACUGGCGAUGCUUGCUUAGUAGUAUUCACAUGAUUUAAGUUAGCUGUACUGUAACGUAAACUGAGAUGGUAAUAGUUAUUUAACUGGGCGA
Messenger RNA from Brassica napus (rape), 1343 nucleotides. Its product is annotated as methyl-CpG-binding domain-containing protein 6-like. The coding region runs from base 655 to 1176 and encodes 173 amino acids. The record is from RefSeq and is a predicted model, not a curated record. Gene Ontology annotation, molecular function: DNA binding. The transcript is spliced from 3 exons. NCBI's taxonomy places the organism in Eukaryota, Viridiplantae, Streptophyta, Magnoliopsida, Brassicales, Brassicaceae.